Messenger RNA from Pseudophryne corroboree (corroboree frog), 5097 nucleotides. RefSeq names its product astrotactin 1 (gene ASTN1). The transcript has 23 exons. Gene Ontology annotation, biological process: neuron migration; neuron cell-cell adhesion. NCBI's taxonomy places the organism in Eukaryota, Metazoa, Chordata, Amphibia, Anura, Myobatrachidae. Gene Ontology annotation, cellular component: membrane; endosome. The record is from RefSeq and is a predicted model, not a curated record. Bases 888 to 4790 code for a protein of 1300 amino acids.
UUUCAUCUCCCUCCAAUCCCCACUGCCUACAGACAAAAGAAAUCACAGCCAGGCUCAGGGUCCUCAUUGCACUGAGUCGCUUCUUGUUGCUGUGCCCUGGGAAAAAAUGGCUUUCUUCCUCCAUCCGAGUGCAGAAGAGUCGGGAAGCUAGGAAGAAAAGCACAGGGAGGGAGGGGACGUACAAGGGAGACAGAGGAGGGAAGAAAUAUCAAGGAAGGCAGAUGGGCAGAGGUGAUAGGCAGAUGUUACUUAGGAUGUGCCUCUGUGCUGUUAUUGUAGGUGCAGACAGGAGUUAAAGGUGGAGAUUUAUCAAACCUUCUAAAGAGGACAAGUGGUGGUGUUGCCCAUAGAAAGGGAGAAUAUUUUGGACAAGCGUGUGUACUGAGGGGGAUUUCUGCAGUGAAGGGUUACACAAGCUGUCAGGUAGGAGGGAUGCAUGUGUCUGUGUGUUUGUGCCUGCAGUGAAGGAUUAUAUAUGCCCUCUGUGGGAAUAUAGCAUGCGUUUGUGUACUUCAAAGGAAGGAUGAAUCACUAGAUGGGUUUGCAGUUGCACUUGCUGUCAGAAAGGGAAAUGGCAAGUGGUGUCUGUGUACACUGAGUGUCACCCGGAUGACUGCUGCCUGCCAGGUAGGAAGUGAAGUGCCUGCACAUCUGCAAAGUAGCAGUAAGAGUGGAUGAAGAGGCGUGCGUGCAUGGACUGUCUGUGCGUCUUUGUGCACACUUCUAACCUCUGCUGCUGCGUCAGUUGACCUUUGCGCCCAUUUGCAGUAGCCGGUGUUAGCGAAGUGUGCACUGCUUGUGAUACAUCUGUGUGGCCACAUACUAUUAAUUCUGUGUGUGUCUGCAGCUAGGAUCCACAGACAAGGGGAAGUGUUGGAAGACUAAAGAUGGCUCCUGCUUUGUGGGUACUGCUAGCCGGUUCCCUUCUCAUAUCCAGAAGUGGAGGAGAGGAGGAUUCUUCCAGGGAGCUUGAGUGUAAGAUGAAGAGCAUCACAGUCUCAGCUCUCCCCUUCCUCCGGGAGAACGACCUCAGCAUCAUGCACAGCCCGUCCGCCUCUGAGCCCAAGCUCCUGUUCUCCGUCCGGAAUGACUUCCCAGGGGAGAUCGCAGUAGCUGAUGACCUGGAGAACACUGAGCUGCCUUACUUUGUACUGGAAAUCGCAGGGAAUACGGAUGAUAUCCCACUGGUCCGCUGGAGACAGCAGUGGCUUGAAAAUGGAACUCUCCUGUUCCACAUUCACCACCAGGAUGGUUCGUCAAACUUGCCAGGACAGGAAGCCACGGAGGAACCUCAAGGUGAGGCCGCUGAAGAGGAACUGAGGAUACUGCACAUUUCUGUUAUGGGUGGAAUGAUUGCCCUCCUGUUGUGCAUCCUGUGCCUGCUCCUCAUCUUGUAUACAAGACGGCGUUGGUGCAAGAGGAGACGUGCACCACAGCCGCAGAAAAGCGCAAGUGCGGAAGCUGCCAAUGAGAUCCAUUACAUCCCAUCAGUGCUCAUUGGAGGCAGUCACGGGCGAGAGAGUCUCCGCAAUGCUCGCGGACAAUCCACCCACCCAGGAGGAACCCUCGGCAUCCGCGAAACCCCUAUCCUUGAUGGUUACGAGUAUGAUGUCACUGAGCUACGUCACCACCUACAGCGGGAAUGCAUGAAUGGUGGGGAAGACUUUGGCAGCCAGGUGUCCCGUACUCUGGACUCCCUUCAGGGAUGCAAUGAUAAGAACACCAUGGACCUCACUCCUGUAUUUGCUCUGAAUUCCGCAUCCACGGGUGGAGACAAUGCCAAGAUGUCUUUGAUGAGCAAGUAUAAGGAAAGCAUGAUAUCCAAUAACCCAAUGGACCACAACAACCAGCCCACAACCCUACUGUCGCACGGUGCUAGCAGCCAGCAUAAACGAAUCAACAGCAAGUCGCGAGCCGGCUCGGCCUUCCUCAACCCUGAAGCAGAUUGCGGUGGGGAAAUGGAUAGCGAAACUCAACUAACCUUCUAUACCGAUCCUUCACGCAGCCGGAGACGCAGUCGAGUAGGCUCACCGCGGAGUCCUGUCAACAAGAUGACUCUGACACUCCUCAGUAUAACCAGCUGUGUCAUUGGUUUGGUGUGUUCAUCCCAUAUCAGCUGCCCCUUGGUUGUGAGGAUUACUCUUCAUGUGCCGGAACAUCUCAUUGCCGAUGGAAGCCGGUUUAUCCUGCUGGAGGGCAGUCAGUUAGAUGCCAGCGAUUGGCUGAAUCCUGCCCAGGUGGUCCUCUUCUCACAGAUGAACUCUAGUGGUCCCUGGGCACUGGAUCUUUGUGCAAAGAGGAUUCUGGAUCCUUGUGAGCAUUUAUGUGACCCGGAUACAGGGGAGUGUUUAUGCCAUGAGGGUUACAUGAGGGAUCCAGUGCACAAACACCUGUGUAUACGUAACGAGUGGGGAACCAACCAGGGCCCAUGGCCUUAUACCAUGUUCCAGAGGGGAUUUGACCUGGUCCUGGGGGAGCAGCCAGCCGACAAAAUAUUCAGAUUCACUUACACUCUGGGAGAGGGGAUGUGGCUGCCUCUCAGUAAGAGCUUUGUCAUCCCCCCAGCUGAACUGGCCAUAAAUCCAUCAGCCAAGUGUAAAACAGACAUGACUGUCAUGGAGGAUGCCGUGGAGGUCAGAGAGGAGCUGAUGACCUCCUCCUCGUUUGAUAACCUUGAGAUUCUGCUGGACUCUUUUGGUCCUGUCCGGGAUUGCUCCAAAGGGAACGGAGGAUGCAGCAAAAACUUCCGCUGUGUUUCCGACCGCAAGCUGGACUCCAGUGGCUGCGUGUGCCCUCUAGGACUCAGUCCCAUGAAAGACCUAUCGGGCUGCUAUAAUCGCCAGAUGGGAGUUGACUGUUCGGAUGGCUUUAAUGGCGGCUGUGAACAAUUAUGCCUUCAAAAGGAUGUUCCCUUCCCUGAUGACCCAGAGAUGUACAACAUCCUAAUGCUUUGCGGCUGUAUCGAGGACUAUAAACUAGGCCCAGAUGGCUUGUCAUGUCACCUGGUCUCCGAGUCCUGCCCUGGAGGAGCACACUGCGGGGACAUUCCUGAGGUGCCCAUGAACCAGACACUCUUCGGAGAGCUCUUUUAUGGCUACAAUAAUCAGACCGGGGAAAUUGCACCAGGGCAGCUGCUGAAGGGUUCAUUUAGACAGAAUAACUUUGCGCGUGGUCUGGAGCACCAGCUACCAGAUGGUCUACUCGUAGCGACUAUACCAUCAGAAACUCAAUGUCACGAAGAGAUAUCUGAACCUGUUCCCGACCCUGAUUUUCUCACAGGCAUGGUCAAUUUCAGUGAGGUGACUGGUUAUCCUUUAAUCCAGCACUGGGUUGUGCGAUCUGUUAUGUAUCACGUCCGACUCAACCAACCCACGGUCUCCCAAGCCUUUACUCAUGCUCUUCAUGCCCUUGACGGAGCUAUGUCACGCCUGGAAUUUGUACCAUUGUUAAAGCAGUAUGGAAACCAUUAUAUUCAGGAGGCAGUCUAUGGGUUUGAGGAGACUUGCUCCAUCUGGUACCCCAACCGGCAGGUUCAGAGACAACUGUGGAUUGAAUUUGAAGACAUAAGUAAAGGAAAUACCCCAUCAGAUGAGUCGGAGGAGCGGGAGAGAGAACCGAAAGUGCUGACAUUUCCAGAAUACAUCACCAGUCUCCUGGACACUGGCACCAGGCAGCUGGUGCAAGGUUUGCGCAUGGAGUGCCAGAGCCGCGGCAGAUGCUCCUCUUACUGUCAGCUGUGUCAUGUCACCUCAAGCCCUGAUGCACCCCCUGAGCCUGUACUUCUAGAAGUGACAAAGACAGUCCCCAUAUAUGAGCUGGUCACUAACAACAAUGCCACCCAGCAGUUGCUGCAGGAAGCGGUGCUCAGCUCUCUCUGGUGCUCUGGCCGCGGGGACGUAAUUGAGGAUUGGUGUCGCUGCGACUCUACUGCUUUUGGUGUGGAUGGACUUCCAACCUGUGCCCCUCUACCUCAGCCUGUGCUUCACCUAUCUAUGCUGCAGGAACCGAGUAGUUCUCUCCUGGUGUUGGAGUGGCUGCAUUCAGAAUCCCCCAUUGGUGCACGGAUAGUGGACUAUCUCAUUAGCCAGGAGAAGGUUGCCGAUAGAUUGGAUCAUUCCAAAAUGGAGACAGAGACAGUGCUGAGUUUUGUGGAAGAUAUCAUCUCAGGAGCAAAAGCCCCAUGUGUGAUGCCAGCUCAAGUCCCCGACAAACAUUCCUCGGUGAUAUCGAUUGUGGUGCGCUGCCUGGAAUCCGACACUUCCUACACGUUCACAUUAUGGGGAGUUGAUAACACAGGCAGACGCUCAGAGCCAAGUCACGUGACCGUACGCAUGCCCUGUCCAGAGGUGGAUGAUGUAAAGUCACAAGAGGUGGCUGAUAAAAUCUACAACCUUUUCAAUGGCUACACUAGUGGUAAGGAACAGCAGACGGCAUACAACACGCUGCUGGAACUGGGGUCUCCCAGCUUACACCGGGUACGAUUCCACUACAACCAGCACUUCCAAAGUUUUGGGGAGUUCACCUGGCGGUGUGAGGACGAGCUAGGGCCCAGGAAAGCUGGCUUAGUUUUGUCUCAGCUUGAUACCUUGAGUCCGAGGUGCAGCUAUCUGUUGGGAGAACCAAGAAUCAGCCUCCGUCGCACUUCUCUGCAUUACCUGGCUUGUCGAUACAGUGAACCCAAAGUCCACGCAAUGAACUGGACGGAUCUGAAUAGAGACCUGCGGAAGAACUGUGAGGAGCAGAUAUUGAUAGUUCUGAGCAAUGAUUAUGGAGACAGCAAGGACAACUAAAGGUCACUGGUGCCCAAUUCAGUACCAGGACUCAGGAACAGACUGUGUGUUAAAUACACGCAAACUGGCUGAGUUAUUGCACACACUGUACUGUUGUUGGAUUAGUCUAUUGAUCUUAGAACACAAAGUAAAUUUGACAAAUGAAUUGACUGGCACCUGCUAGCUUCUGGAAUCAUGGAUAAGGCAAGAGGAUCAGUCAAAAUAUAAUCUCCUACAUCAUGGUGCACUGUUCAUAAAACAAGUGUCAUACUGGAACCCUAACCUCCCCUACUAGAUCAGAUCUCAUUAAAUGUUCUACUGUAUUUUA